AGUUUAUCCGCGUUCCCGGUACUGUGCAGAGCAGUGAGUAAAGGACAACUUUCGAAGUUCGUUCGGGACGAAAAAGACGCGCUCGUUCGGGAUUUUUUUUUGUGAUUUGUUCUUUGGAGGGACGAUUUUGGAUCUGGAUUUUUUUUAUGAUGUGUCGAGCUUCAUAGUUAUAAUUAGAAACUGUGUUUAGUGGCGAAAGUGAUGUUUUCUAAUUAACUUUGGUGACAAGACGGCAGUAACAGGACACAUUUCUGAACACAAGAUGCGGCUAUAUUUACCAUUAGUCAUUUUUGCGACUCUACUUAAAGAUUCUUGGCAGGCAACAAAAAUCAAAAUCGAUCCAGCCCAUCAACCCAGUUUUAUAUCUUCGAGUCAGGUUUUCAAAGUUAAAGAUCAAGAUACUGUAGUAUUACCAUGUGAAGUGGCCAAUCCAGGUCCGUACGUUUUGGUUUGGAAAAGAGGGAUAGCCGUGCUAUCGGCGGGCAAAACCCUGGUUUCUCCAGAUCCAAGAGUGAUUCUCAACACCGAUUACAGUUUGGAGAUCAAAGAAGUGGGUCCACAAGAUGCUGGCGAUUACGUGUGUCAGAUCGGCACUUUGGAACCGAAAGAGAUCACUCAUACUGUCGAAAUUUUAGUGCCACCACGAAUUUCCACCGUGACGUCUAAUGGACGCGUCGAGGUGAAAAAGGGCGCGUCCGUGCGUCUGGAAUGCAAAGCGUCAGGGAAUCCGGUGCCAAAAGUUACGUGGUCCAGGAAAAACAAUAUACUUCCUGGUGGUGAACAGACAGUUACUACACCGACGUUGGUUUUGGAUAAAGUUGAUAGACAUCAGGCUGGGAUUUAUCAGUGUGUGGCUAGUAAUGGAGUUGGCGAGGAUGUUAAACAACAAAUAUUCCUACAUGUUUUGUACCCGCCGGAAAUAAGCGUGGAAAGGCCAGUGGUUUAUUCAGGAGAGGGUAUGGAGGCGCAGCUAGUUUGCAUUGUGCAUGGCGAGAGUCAACCGGAGGUUUUGUGGUACAGAGAUACAAUGCAACUGGAUACGACCGAGCUAAAACUGAUGGAAUCUAGGGGGUCAAGGCAUACGCUUGUAAUUAGAAAAGUGAAUAAGCAAGAUUUCGGAAAUUACACAUGUGUAGCAGACAACCAGCUCGGUAAAACUAGGAAGAGCAUACAGUUGACUGGAAAACCCCGCCCAGUGAAGUUCAACAGUCCUACCACUGGAAAAUCAAGAGAGAACUAUAACAUAAGCUGGGAAGUAGAAUCUCUAAGCCCAAUCGAAGAAUACAAGCUUCUUUACAGAAAAUUGCCUGACUCUGCUGUAACUAGUGACAGCCAACCACAACCUUUACAUCAUCAGAGUUCGAAAAAACCAAUCCAAAGAGGGGAAAACAAAACCGCCUCCUACUCCAUCGGCCUCGGAACAUAUUAUUCCCGGCCAAUCAAAGACAGACGUCUAGAAUGGAGAGACGUGAUUUUGCCAGCAAUACCAGCUCAGCCUGUUGGUAUGCAGUCAAUGAGCUACGUCAUUAGAGGAUUAGAACCAGCUCAGCAAUACGAAGCUAGAGUGCAAGCCCGGAAUAAAUUCGGUUGGAGCUCAGAUUCAGUCAGUUUCACUUUCAAGACUACCGAUACAGAUGAAAGCACAACCGAUACUAGGCAUAUAUUUACUGAAAACGCUAUUGAAGAUGUCCAGAGUGUUCGUUCAUACAGAAACAAUGCUUCAACUCAACUUAUAUUUUCCAAAAUAAUAUAUUUAGUAUUUAACACAAUUUUGCUAUUUUUCUGUUUUAUCUAAGUUACUACCGCUGACGCUAUUUUAAUAUUUGCCAAGAAUUAUUCUAAUUUCAUGUGAAAAAAAUGUGAAUACUCUCCCAAUUCCUUAUUGAAGUUCUCUUUCUGGAUGUUUUUUUUUUCCCCUGAAAUUAAACAUUAUCUUGAACUUGAACUAUUGAUAUUGGACCAAUAUGGUUUAACCUUUAGAUAAAGUUUAACUUUAAUUAUAAACCUGAUAUUUCUCAUCUUCUUUGUAAAUACGAUCUGUAAAUAACCUAAUUAAUUUAUUUAUAUAAGUGUAAUUAUUAAUUAAAUGAUAUACAAUUAAAAAUAAUAUUUUUUGUAUAUAAAUUAUAUAUUACUCAAAUUGAUAUUUACCAAAAAAUAUUUACAAUGUCUGUGGUGUUAAGUUAGGUGAAAAAAUUAAAAUAAGGAAAAAUGGGCUAAAUAUAGUAAUCGCAAUAGAUCCCGAAUGCCCAAAAUGCUACAAACAUGUUAAAUUCUAAUCUAAAAUUUUAUUUUCCACCAUUCGGCAAACUUUUAUCACCGAUUCAACCAAAAUCCGGGCAAUAAAAUUUAACAUUUAGUUCAUUUUUCUGCGAAUUUAUAGAGGAUUUUUAUAAUGCAUUUGCAAUUUUAAAAUAUUUAUGGUGCACCUUUUAAACUGAUUUCAUCUGUAUAAUUUAAUUACACUUUUAAACUGUACAGAAAUGCAUUUAUAAAAAUCCCAGCAAAAUGAGAUCUUAAUAUAGAUGUCUAAUAGAGCUUUACAUAGAUUUUAUAUUUUUAGUUUCCAUUAUUGUCACACUAUUUUACUAGUUAUAUAAAUUAUAUAAGCUUUUAACGUAACUAGUAGAUUCCCGAAUUCCGUAUUAUUUUUUAAUGAUUUAUUUAUUAUAUUUUAUACCCUUCAUACCACUUUUACAUGUAUAGGAGAUACAUAAAUAAAACAAUGAUAUGGUCUGC
Messenger RNA from Ceutorhynchus assimilis (cabbage seed weevil), 2739 nucleotides. The record is from the annotation of a GenBank genome assembly. NCBI's taxonomy places the organism in Eukaryota, Metazoa, Arthropoda, Insecta, Coleoptera, Curculionidae.